Messenger RNA from Colletotrichum karsti, 1797 nucleotides. RefSeq lists its product as uncharacterized. The record is from RefSeq and is a predicted model, not a curated record. Lineage: Eukaryota; Fungi; Ascomycota; Sordariomycetes; Glomerellales; Glomerellaceae. The coding region runs from base 1 to 1797 and encodes 598 amino acids. The transcript is spliced from 3 exons.
AUGAAAGAACCCAGACAACUAGAGCCGACCCUCCCGCAAUACCGGGAGAAUCCAAAGCCCCCGACCCCGGAGAAGACAUCCAUCGACGUCGACCCCGCGUCCAUUCCUCUCGUGGAUAUGAGUCCUACCUACAGCUCGGUCCUGAAGACAUCGAACGCCGUCGACAGAGAGCCACCUAGCCCUUCUCUCAGCUCUAACUGUGACGUGAUGGGAUUCGCAAAGGUUGAACUGCCGCCUCCGGCUCAGUCACACGAGAAUGGCAGCCAUGUCAAGGGCCAGGGACCAAGACAAGCUCUGCCCAAAGGCCUCGUCGCUACCCGCUUUGCCAAUAAUCCUCCCCCUCACCAACCCAAAUCUCCCGCAAUGUCCGUCUCCUCAAUCUCCUUCAUCGACGGCGACGAUUUGAUCGAUUUCGGGACUGACGUCUCACCAUCCACAAGGGAUACCUCUCAGGAUUCCAGCCCGAAAAGUCGUCACGUCGAAAGAAACACUGGUUUCUCCAGCGGCAGUGGCCCGCACGCCUACAAAGACGUCGCUGAGCUUCAGAGAAAACUAAAGGCGUCCAUCGCUCGGGCCGAGAUCGCGGAAGAAAAGGCCGACAGGAUGGAGAAGAGAAUCGAGGAGAUCAAGAACGCCAAGUCUCCUGCCCUUACCGAAGCAGAGCGGGACAUGGAUGCUCUUACCUCAAGCUGCAAUGAAUUAAAGACAGAGAACUCGGCGCUGAAAGAGCAGCUGAGGGACGCGCAAUCGCACAUUUUCAGUCUUCAGCCAUACCGCAAGGAGCUCACUCCGGAGGAAGUCGGUCGUCAAUAUGACGACCUCGUCGAGGGAAUCACCGAUUGGGUUGCCAAGUUCAUGGCUCCUCUGCUGGAAAACCAUGCAAAAGGCGUCGACGAAGUCCUCACCAAUGCGCGCAAGAAGCCGACCGACACGCUCAAGCUGAAGCAAGCGAUCCACAUGUACGCCGACCUAGUUCACGGUACGGGGUUUCCUGAGACGGAUGAGGACAUCAUCAUCGCCGUCAUCAUGAGAUUCCUCAACGACCACAUAUUCCAGAAGGUUCUUUACGGCUGCUGCGGGGGUUAUGUUGAAGCACUCAGCUUCACUGAGAUGGCCAUGCGGAACCAUGUUGAGCCCAAGCGAGACCUCUUUGCCAUUCGCACAUGGACUGCCGAGGCCUACAACGCCAUAAUCAGCUCUCGGGAGUUCCGAGGCGUCAGAGAGAAGAGGAUGAAAGAGCUCACCAUCGAACUGGCCAGCAAUUUCAAGAUCCUCUGCAGAAAGGAAAUGUCUACACGGUUCUUCCACGGCUUCGAGGAGAAUUGCAUCAAGCCGGCAAUGCAACUCUAUGAGAAGAUCCAAGUGUCGACGCAUCACUUUUAUUUCGACAUCAACCCCUACAUUAUGUGGGGACAAGAGGGCGAGUUCCAAACGUCGACGGACUUCUUCGACAGCUUGCUGGACUUAGACUGCAAAAACAUUCUCCAGAACCGUAAGGCCUUCAACUUGGCAAAGAUGGACCCGCCGCCUUCCAACAAGGAACUUUACCACCGACUGCUCAACGUUUGCACAGUCGCGCCAGCCGUCUACAUGCGGCAGAUCGGUCGGAAAGACGCACUCCGGGAGCCACAAGUGGUGCGCCGCCAGCAGAUGUUGGUAGCAUGGGGACCGCAGGAGAAGAAGGAAGAGUUCGUAAAAGAGGGCGAGCAGACACUUCUCGCUCAUCUUUACAGUGCAAAGAACGAACGCGAGAGGGCAGAGGCUGGUGGAUGGACGCCAUUCCGCUGGGGAGGCUAG